AUGUAAAAUAACAAUAUUCGUUGUCCUAUUCAUCCAGAGAAUGAAUCAGUUUUUUUUUGUUAGGAUGAGAGUUGUAAGGAUAAAAGAAUUUAUUGCCAUGAUUGCCAACGAGAAAACUCACAUAUGGCAAAUCCAUAUAGACAUCAUCCAAUUAAUCAGAUAUCAUUAUUUUUAGAAGAAUCACAAAUAAUUUGUUAAGAUCUCUUGUAAUUUAUAGAAGAAAGCUUUCAACAAAUCUUAUAGUUCAAAAGUUAGUUGAUUUCAUCAAUAACAAUGAAAUAUCGAAUUACAAUUUAAUAAUUCAACAACAUGGAAAUCUAAUCUUAAUGCUAAGUUAUUGAUGCUUUGAUAAACUCUAAGAAUAUUAUUAAAACAAUUCGAAAAAAUAUGGAUAACCCUUUCAACUAAAUCUUGGAAAAAAUUCAAGACAGUAUAAGAGAUUUGAGAUUAGAAGAAGUAACGUAUCUAGCAUAGAAUAAUCAACAAUUUUAAAAUUUAUUUAAUCAAAGUAAUUUAUUAAUUUAAGUAUUAAGGUAAGUAAUUAUUUUAAUCAAAUUAAUAUGAUUAAGCUUUAGAAAUAAUUAAUUAAGCAAUAUCUAUAAUGCCAAGAGAUGUAAAUGCUCUUAAUUUAAAAGGUUAUAUAAUAUAAUAUAAUUUUAGGUGAAAUAUUAAUAAAAUAAAAUAGAUUUGAAGAUGCCUCUUAACAAUUUAGAUUAGCUCUUAUUGAGAGGAGAAAUGUUUAAUCUUUAAAUGGAUUAAGUAACUAUUACUACAAAUAUUAGGUGAGUGUUAUAUGAGAUUAGAAAGAACUUAAGAAGCCAUCUAAUUGAGUUUUGAAGUUUUAGGAAUUGAUAAUUAAAAUUAAAGAGCCUAAACAAUGGUGAAUUAAUUAAUAUAUUGA
Messenger RNA from Paramecium sonneborni, 901 nucleotides. The record is from the annotation of a GenBank genome assembly. Lineage: Eukaryota; Ciliophora; Oligohymenophorea; Peniculida; Parameciidae.